Messenger RNA from Exophiala bonariae, 1020 nucleotides. RefSeq lists its product as uncharacterized. The coding region runs from base 1 to 1020 and encodes 339 amino acids. The record is from RefSeq and is a predicted model, not a curated record. The transcript has a single exon. NCBI's taxonomy places the organism in Eukaryota, Fungi, Ascomycota, Eurotiomycetes, Chaetothyriales, Herpotrichiellaceae.
AUGGCGCCCACUAAAUACACCGACCGACCUAUCCCGGCUAUUUCCCUUGCCGACUUCGACUCACGUGUCGAGGAAAUUACACAGCAGCUCUGUUCCGCGGCAGAAGACGUCGGGUUCUUCUGUGUCACUGAUCACGGUAUCCCGCUGUCAUCAAUUAACGAGAUAUUUGAACUGUCGUCCCGUUUCUUCUCACUACCCGAUGAAGUCAAAGCAGAGGUUGCUUUCUCAUCCGCGCGGAACACGGGUUGGGAGAAAAACGCCCAAAUCAGACCCUCUACCGGGGCAGUCGAUCGGAAGGAAUCCUACCAGAUGCAAUUUGGCGCAAACAUGGAGGGGAAGUGGCUUCCAGAUGCAACUUUGCCACAUUUUCAAACCUCUGCACUCGAAUUUAUGCACCAGGUACAGGCUGUCUCGGAGAAAUUGAUGAAAUGCUUCGCAUACGGCUUAGGCUUCGAAGGUGACCAUUUCAUUCGUGCUCAUGAUAUCAGCCGCCCCGAGUCUCAGACUGUAUGUCGUUUGUUACACUACUUCGAGGUUCCCGAUAACAAUGAGCGAGGAAGCGAGGUAUGGCAUCGUGCGGGAGCUCACACUGAUUGGGACCUUCUCACACUCCUUUUUCAGAAAGAAGGCCAAUCUGGGCUGGAGAUCUGCCCUGGUCGCGAGGUCAGCACAUCCUUUGGCUACGGUGAUACAUGGACCAAAGUUGAGCCAUCCACUACGGGCGCUAUCAUUUGCAAUAUUGGAGAUUUACUAAUGAGCUGGUCCGAUGAUCGAUUCAAGUCAACCUUCCAUCGCGUGAAGGCUCCUACUGAGGUUGGCGACUAUUAUGGCGAAAGAUAUAGCAUUGCUUUCUUCAAUCAGCCGUGUCACGACGCACUCAUUCAAGGCCCAGAGAAGAAGUACCCUCUUGUGACAGGUGCUGAGUUUACAACAAAUGCAAUGAAUAUGUACUAUUCCAAGACAAGAAAGGAUGAAAAGGUGAAGAUUGAGGACGCCGCAAUCGCUGUGCUGGUGAAUUAA